GCCUCACCGUAGCUUCAUUACCUUCGUAUAUCUUUCCCCCCUCCCACCAUGUCACGCUCAUACGAUCGAGCUCUGACAGUCUUCUCGCCAGAUGGACAUCUCUUCCAGGUAGAAUAUGCACUCGAGGCAGUCAGAAAGGGAACUUGUGCCGUCGGCGUGCGAGGCAAAGACUGCGUGGUGUUGGGCGUAGAGAAGAAGUCGGUGUUGCAAUUGCAGGAUGCCAGGACAAUCAGGAAGACGGCCAUGCUGGAUAAUCACGUCUGUCUCGCAUUUGCUGGUCUCACUGCCGAUGCCCGUAUCCUGAUUGACAAGGCAAGAGUCGAGUGUCAGUCCCACCGUCUACGAGUAGAGGACCCCGUCACUCUCGACUAUAUCACUCGCCACAUUGCCGGCAUUCAACAACGCUACACCCAAUCCGGUGGUGUCCGUCCCUUUGGAAUCUCCACUCUGAUCAUCGGAUUCGAUCAGAACGAAGACGAUAGGCCUAGACUCUACAUGACGGAACCUUCAGGGAUGUUUAGCGCUUGGAAGGCGAAUGCCAUUGGAAGGAGUAGCAAGACGGUCAGGGAGUUCCUGGAGAAGAAUUAUACAGAGGGGAUCAGCAGGGAGGAUACGAUCAAAUUGACCAUCAAGAGCUUGUUGGAGGUGGUGCAGACUGGAGCAAAGAACAUCGAGAUUGCAGUGAUGGAUGGACAUGGCAAGAUGAAGACUCUCGACCUAGCACAAAUUGAAGAAGUGGUCAAGACGAUCGAGCAAGAAAAGGAGGCAGAGGCAGAGAGAAGGAGGGGCAGGUUGGCGGCACAGGCCAGCAUGCAGGACACAAUGGGCGGUGUUGGAUCUUCGUAG
Molecule: messenger RNA, 846 nt
Organism: Microstroma glucosiphilum
Lineage: Eukaryota; Fungi; Basidiomycota; Exobasidiomycetes; Microstromatales; Microstromataceae
Product: N-terminal nucleophile aminohydrolase
Exons: 5
Coding region: 49-846 (265 amino acids)
Biological process (GO): ubiquitin-dependent protein catabolic process
Cellular component (GO): nucleus; proteasome core complex; proteasome core complex, alpha-subunit complex
Source: RefSeq, a predicted model, not a curated record